This is a messenger RNA of Cetraspora pellucida, 942 nucleotides long. Lineage: Eukaryota; Fungi; Glomeromycota; Glomeromycetes; Diversisporales; Gigasporaceae. The record is from the annotation of a GenBank genome assembly.
AUGAAAAGUGCUCAAUUAGUAGUUUUUAUAACUAUAGAAGGACAAUCUUUAAUCUGGGGUGUUUAUGAUAUUAGUCUAGAAAGAUCACAAACACAAAAUGUAAUCAAUCAUAUUGAGUACCUAAUAACUAAAGCAGAAAAAAAUAAAAUAAAUAUCAAGACACUAGUUUCAGACUUUGCUGAUAAAUAUGUAUCAGCACAUACCCAAAAACUUUCAGACGAUAUUGCGGAUAUUAUAAAUGAUACUCAAUUUUGGAUAAUAUUAACUAAUCUACAGAAUCUUUUGUAUCCUCUUUGUGGUUUUUUGAACAAAUUGCAAAAAGAUACAGCUCAACUAUAUGAAGUUCUUUACUGUUUUGGGUAUAUUAUAAAAAUGUUUGAAAGCCAUCAGGAUUUUGAGUUCAGAAUAAGAAUAAAAAGACAUAUCAAAUCACAUUGGAAUGAAUGGAAACAACCAAUAUUACUACUUUCUUUUGUGCUACAUCUUCAAUAUAAACUUACCAAAUUUAACACUAUAGUUGCUAAUUUUUCUUGGACUUAUAUUGGGCAAUGGCUCAAGUAUUAUUAUAAAACAUGGUUUAAUUCUAAACUGACCUCUAUUUUAUCUAAAUUAAUACAAUAUAAAAGAGGAAAUGAUCUAUAUGAUAUUGGUUUAUUUGUACAAUUUAAUGGAAAUUUAGUAGAUUUUUGGAAAUCAAUUGAAGGAAUAGUGAGCAAUAAUGAAUAUGAAGGUAAUGUUGAGAAAGAAGCUACCAGGUUCAGUAAUGCUGAAGAAGCAGAUACCAGGUCUAGUAAUAUUAAAAAAGCAGCUACUAGGUCUAGUAAUGUUGAAGAAACAGCUGCUGGGUCUAGUAAUAUUAAGGAAGCAACCACCAGGUUCAGGAAUUGGACUAAUAAAAAUUUUAAAAAUGAAGAUUUAGUCAUAGAAGAAGAACAACAAUGA